Molecule: messenger RNA, 527 nt
Organism: Leptopilina boulardi
Lineage: Eukaryota; Metazoa; Arthropoda; Insecta; Hymenoptera; Figitidae
Gene: Rpb11
Product: DNA-directed RNA polymerase II subunit RPB11
Exons: 4
Coding region: 99-452 (117 amino acids)
Biological process (GO): transcription by RNA polymerase II
Cellular component (GO): RNA polymerase II, core complex
Molecular function (GO): protein dimerization activity; DNA binding
Source: RefSeq, a predicted model, not a curated record
AAGCGUGUAAUAAUAUAAUAGGCAGUGAGAGUGACUAAAGUGACAGUGGUUUGAAUAUUAUUGUUGUGAGAAAAUUAUUUUGUAAAUAAAAAAAAAAAAUGAAUGCACCACCGACAUUUGAAUCGUUUCUUCUCUAUGAGGGUGAGAAGAAAAUAAUUAAAGAGCAAGAUACAAAGGUUCCAAAUGCAGCUAUUUUUACAAUUAACAAGGAGGAUCAUACAUUGGGAAACAUGAUUAGAAAUCAACUAUUAAAGGAUCCUCAAGUACUAUUUGCUGGAUAUAAAGUGCCUCAUCCAUUGGAACAUAAAUUUGUGAUUAGAAUUCAAACAACAUCUGAUUAUACACCUCACGAUGCUUUUAUGCAUGCAAUCACAGAUUUAAUUGCUGAGUUAUCACUCUUUGAAGAACGUUUUAAAGAGGCAAUAAAGGAGAAAAAAGAAGGACUGGAUUAAUAAUAAUAAAUGACUUUUGUAUUAUAUCAUAUAAUUAUUAUUUAUAAUGCCAAAUUAAAAUUAUUUACAUAUAAA